AAAGAGGUCAAGAAGCAAAUCAAAGAAUCCAAGCUAAUUCAACAACUUGACAAGCAGAAGGAAGAGGAGGAGGAGAAGAAGACUGAGGCAGCAAUGCAACAGAGUCAGAGGGAAAACCGAUCAGGUAAUAUUGAUUAGGUUUUCACCCCACUGGUUAUUCCACUAUGGUCCCACUAUCUUAAAAAAACAAAAACACAUUACAAUAAAAUAAUGUAUGAUUUUGACUCCAGUAUCUGUAACCCUAGGACGGUCGUACACAGUGAGUGUGGCCCUGCCUGGUUCUGUCCUGGACAAUGCCCAGUCUACAGAACUCCGUACGUACCUGGCUGGACAGAUAGCCAGAGCCUGCGUCGUGUUCUGUGUCGACGAGAUCAUCGUAUUUGACGAACAAGACGAGGAUGUCAAGUAAGACCUCUGUUUCUAUGCAUCUUAUUUUAGACUCAUGUCUUUAAUAGUUUGAUGCUGUUGUAGAUAUUAGGUCUUGACAGUGGCAGUAUAAUGAUACUGAUCCACAAUGUUGUUUUAUUUCACAGGACUGUUGACGGAGAAUUCAAUGGUGUCGGCAAGAAGGGUCAAGCCUGCAUUCAACUGGCUAGAAUACUCCAGUUCUUGGAAUGCCCACAGUAAGUACUGCAUUGACUUAUAACAGACUGUCAAAUGCAGCUGCCGUGUUAAUCCUCUUCCUUUUGUGUUAUUUUCCAAGGUACCUGCGCAAAUCAUUCUUCCCAAUGCAUAAAGAUUUACAGUAUGCCGGUGAGUGAGUAGCUGUAUAACUCAAUCUCCAUUCCUGGUUUUCCCAACCAUAUAAUUAACAUAUGUCAUAGUGUAAACAUUAUAACGAAUGUUCUAGUACAGCCAUAAUUGGCCCUAACUAUGUGUUGGUGCCUCCCCACCCAGGCUUGCUCAACCCUCUGGACAGCCCUCACCACAUGAGGAAGGAUGAUGAGUGUGAGUACCGGGAGGGAGUGGUCCUCGAUCGGCCCAGCAAACCAGGAAAAGGCUCCUUGGUCAACUGUGGAAUGUGGAAGGUGAGCAGAUGUCUCGAUAUGGUGAUAAAGUACGGUAAUGUGCCAUAAGAAGAACCAUAGGUCAACGGACCGAGAAAGCUGUGUGCUUAUAUUGAACCCCAACAGGAGCAGGACGUGGUAGAGGACUGAUGUCUUUUUCUGCUACUUUUAGGAGGUACAGAUAGAUAAGCAGCUACAGUCGGGUCUCAGAGUCACUGUCCAUAUGAACAAAACCCAGAAUAAAGGUAGGUCUACAUCUGUACAUCCAACUCAGUUGUUCCACUGAAACUGAUCUUUGAUUCCAUGAAUAGGAGCUUCAGAGAAGUACGUUUCAGUUAUUUACUUACAAAUAUGAUGCCGCCCUCAUAGUUGCACAAUAUUUUGUGUGUGUGUUUACACAGAUGGUAGACUACACAAAGGGGUGGUGGUGGCGCCUCACAAGCCACGAACAGAGGGAGGUCUGUACUGGGGCUACAGUGUUCGCCUGGCCUCCAGUCUAAGUAGGUGUAUUCUUUACAUAUCCUCCACAACUGGAGACAUUCUUUUCAAUUUCGUGAGGUUGAGAUUUUCAUUCUAUUUGACGAGUCUCACCUUACCAAGUGUUGAUUGGAUUGCAGGUAAUGUGUUCACUGAGUGUCCACAUAAAGAGGGCUAUGAUCUGACCAUUGGAACAUCUGAUAAAGGCGGAGAUGUUGACAAAACCUCUCUUUCUCCAUUCAAGUAAGUUCAGAGUAUGAGGGCGAGAACUACAAAAUGCAAGAAGGUCUGGUGGAAGACCUGUUUACAUAUAUUACUAUAACUUUUCUUUGUUUUAUAUGGUAAACAUAACUGGUACCGUAGAAUCUGUCAGGAAAUAAUGGUGCGUGGGUUAACGAGCAGCAGUAGUUCUGGUGUUUGGGUUUUUCAUCACUGGUUAUUUGGACAUAUCACAAUUUCGCAGGUGUUGGCAUUUUUCGAAUUUCAGAAGAGGGGACAUUUGGCCCAUAGGCUUGUAUGUAACUUGCAAAGAGAGAGGGGGUGGAGCUCCUCGUUCUGGUUCCGCUCCUCGUUCUAGCAUCUCUUCAUCCCUGCUCUUAACAUGUAUGGACCCAGAAUCGAGCAGCUGACCAAUUAAGCAAGACUUUAAUUCUGGGUUACCGAGAUGAUAUAUGGCCUAAAACUUUGUUCUGUUUCUCUCUCCCCCCCUCUCUCACUCUCUCUCCCCCCCUCUCUCACUCUCUCUCCCCCCCUCUCUCACUCGCUCUCCCCCCCCUCUCUCACUCCCCCCCCCCCCCCCCCCCCACUCUUUCUCCCCCCACUCUCCAGGCACAUGUUGGUUGUGUUUGGUGGUCUGCAGGGCUUGGAGGCCAGUGUGGACGCUGAUCAGAACCUGGAGGUGACGGACCCCAGUGUCCUGUUUGACCUGUACCUCAACACCUGCCCCAACCAGGGCAGCAGGACCAUCCGCACAGAGGUGAGUGGGGAACAAAGAGGAGUGUGUAGCAGGGGAAGACAGAGGAUCGCAAACUGUCGUUCACAUGUCUGCUGUAGGUCACUGAGUUAUUCCCUGACCAGGAAAGACACUGACAAUGGAACAUGGUUUCCUUACAUCAGGGGUGUCAAACUCAUUCCACAGAGGGCCGAGUGUCUGCAGGUUUCAGUUUUUUCGUUUAAUUUAAGACUUAGACAACCAGGUAGGGGAGUUCCUUACUAAUUAGUGACCUUAAUUCAUCAAUGAAGUACAUGGGUGGAGCGAAAACCCGCAGACACUCAGCCUUCCGUGGAAUGAGUUUGACAGGUGCCCUACAUGGUAAAGGAAAAACUCGGGCCCUUAAUGUCAUUAUAUCGGCUGGGAGUUCAAUCUGACUGGUCUAUUUUGUUUCUCUGAUCCAUCCCAUGUGUAAUCCACAGGAGGCCAUCCUGAUCUCGAUGUCCAGCCUGAGGCAGAAAAUCACAGCCGCAUUUCCAGACGUGUCGACUGGUUCGUAACAGGAAGUGGCCACUGACAAACCAUCACUGAGAGGCAGUCUAAAGGAUCAACGGGACUAUUAAUAAUUCACGCCUUUGGGGAACUGGGUGAAGCUAACUGACCCAGAUGAUUUAAUAUUUAUAUACUUCUGGGAUCAAAUGAAUGGACAUUGCUGGGAUCAUUGUGUGCUGUAAGCGUCUUUUAUUAAAGGAUAGCGGAUCACAGCACAAGUGAAGAAGAACCCACUGUCUUGGCCAUGAGACCUCAUCCUUGGUGGUGUUUCCCAUCUAGAACAACUGUUACUCUCUGUCUUUGGUAGCUUUUUGCUAGUUAAAGCCAACGCUAGCUUUGCCUUAUGUUUCUACUACCCCUCUGUAUAGGAUUCCAGGUGAAUUAAGUCAUUUAUAUGCAUGUUUUUUUGUCAUUUGUUCUCAAGACACACAUUACGGAACAUACAUGAAGAUGAAGUUGCUCAACACAAUGCUAACAAAUAAUGCAAUACAUUAUUUUAGUAAUGCUAACAAAUACUGCAAUACAUUUUCGUAAUACUAAAUACCGCAAUACAUUAUUUUGAAUCAUUCAAACUCAGACAGCUGCAUGCCUAGGGAUGUCAGAAGUAAAGGGUCAAACAUGACGAGGCAACGUUUGUCCGUGUCAUGGUUAGACGGGAUAAAACAACUUAGUAUCUAAUACAGCACAGUUGCGUGAAUGCCUUACAGAAGCUCACACACCCCUACAUUCAACAGGCAUGGUGUGAUUCUAUUUGCUUGGCAUGAACCAACCUAAAGUACAAUAAAUGUAAGCUUGUGUUCUGAUGUUGGUAUUUUAACUGUUAAUACUUCUAAGCCAUACAAGGUUUGAUUGGAUACGGUAAUGCGACAAACAUGUCACUGUUAACUUUAGCCAUACUGUCUUUAAGCAUAUAAUGUCAUUCCUUUAAAGCGGCAAUCAGCUGUUG
Molecule: messenger RNA, 3913 nt
Organism: Coregonus sp. 'balchen'
Lineage: Eukaryota; Metazoa; Chordata; Actinopteri; Salmoniformes; Salmonidae
Source: the annotation of a GenBank genome assembly